CGCGGAAUAGUAGUUCCUGCGACAAGCACAAUCAGUACUUUGCACGCACGCACACACCAAGCAAGAUGGAGGGUGGUGGAGGAGAGAAGGCGCUGCAGACGGGCGACCUGGUGCAGCUGUCGUGCUGCAGUGGGCUGGCCACGGGGCUGCUCACGGGGGAGGCCUUUGGAAGCGAUGCGUGCAGCCUGAAGCCGCUCGGCACGGCCGAGUAUGACCCCUCGUCUUCCUCAUCUUUGCCUCUGCAGCAACAGCAACUGCAGCAGCAGCAACAACAGGAGCAGGACCAGCAAACUCUCCUGAACAGCUCGACUUACUCGCUUGGACUGCUGGCCCCGACAGUGACUGUGGAGAACGAGCAGCGCUCACGCCAUGCGAGCAUGCGCGAACCGUCUCUCACCAGCCGCACGACUGGCCUGACGGCACGCGAUCUCACCCAGCACCCCGAGGAGACGCCCAUGGCCAGUGUCGGCGAUGUCACCACCUGCACGUUUCAAGUCGUCAUGGCGGUCUCUGCUCGUGGACUUCCGCAAAUGUCCAGUGCGGCCUUCCAGGCCGGCACCAACAAGACCGUGCUUUACGGUCACGCAGUACAGUUGAUGCACGUGGCCAGCCAGCGCUUGCUCGCAUGCUUGCACACAGACGCGCCGACACAAGGCGAUGGUGGACAGGGCCUCGCUCUGCGCGUUGGGCUGGUUGACCCUGGUGCCGCCGCAACCAGCAGUGCAAAGACGUGGUUCCGCGUCAAGUCCGCCACACACCAGCGCAGCGAGGGCGAGAAGGUGUGCAUGGGAGACGAGGUGUAUCUGGUGAGCGAACCGGAGCAGCGGUAUGUGCGUGUGGAGCUCGGCCAGACCAGCAUGCGCGUCGUCGCAUCCUUCUACAAGACCUCGUGGUGCAUCAUCCCCUAUCGUGCGCGCGCACAUGCACCGGCCGUCACGCCGUCGCUCGUCGGGGAUGAUGUCGUGCAGUUGCGAUCAUUGCGCAGCAAAGGCGUCCUCGCCACCCCGACCAACACGGUCAAAUGGCAUCUUGCCCGCAUGCGCCACGGCGGCGAAGAUGCCACGGCCCACACGUUUGUGUCUUCUGUUGAAAUCCUUCCGUCGGCACCAGAAGGACUGCGAGAGGCACGAACGCUGUGGCGGGUGGAGAAGGUGGCGCCCUCGUGGCGCGGGUCCGCCGUCACCGCCGCAGACAAAAUCAGGCUCAGGAGCCUUGCCACUGGCGAGUGCCUGAUGUUGCAGGUCAUGUCCUCCCAGACGGUGAUGGUCGACGCGCCCUCAGAUGAUGAUUAUGACGACGACGAUAGCACAUCCACACAGCACCAACAGCAACACCAAUCACAAUCACGACAACAGCAGCAGCAGCAGCAGCAGCAGCAGCGCGGGCUUGUUCGUGGCGAGACGAUCAACCCACGCGCAUCGCCAACCCCAACACCGCUGCCACGAUCUACAUCGGCCUCCACAACGGCAACGCGGACCGGGAGCACCAGUGGACGCACCCUGUCAACAUCAUCAGCGCACCAACAGCAGCAGUCGCAACCGCAACGUCCGUUGCACCGAAUGCUGGCAACAACAGCCAGCGGCAGCGGUAGUGGCAGUGGGAGUGGGAGUGGCAGCUCUCUUCAGGUUCCACGUCGCACCACCCCUGGUGUGACAGUUGGUGCUCCUGAUGAUGACGACGACGAUGACGAGGAUGAUGAUGACAACAGCAGAGGAGUUGAGACAAGGGGAAGGCAGCGCACGCGCAGCGUCGAUGACAACAAUGAUGAUGACGAUGACGAUGACAAUCACGGCGACGACGGUGUAGAUGAUGGUCAGGAGCAUCACGAGGACGAGCAGCACCCGCCCUACCACGUGCGCUCCCGAUCACAGCUCCAGGGCGCAACACACCCUGCCGCCUCCCGAAAGUCCAUGUACCGCGGCCGCAUUCGCUCACGCGUGCUCUCACCACUCGCCCGACCAAUUUCGGCAUCAGCCGCUGGCAGUCGCUCGCCAAGCGUGACCUAUCGCUUGCUGGCAACGCCGCGGCGAUCAGCGAAUGCGGUGCGACCUCGAAGCGAGGAGGACUACAUUGUCAGCGUGCCCCUGAUUGAAGCGGAGCCUAUGGAGAUGAUGGGCGAAGCUGACGUGCUUGAUGGCAAUGAUGAUGGUGAUGACGGUGAUGGCAGGGUGAGGGCGAGUGCCAUUGCUGAGAGCUCGGCGCGUGCCCGUGACACCAUCAUUCCCUCCAACAGCAGCACUGUCCUGGACAUUCUGCCAAAGAAGCCCAUGAUGCCAGGAAGCCACGUUGUGAUUGGCGACACGAAGGUGCUGCUGCGCCACAAUGCAACCGGCAUUCUCGUCGACGUCACCCCAACAGCAAGCGAUUCGGCGCAGGCGGCCGCUGCUGGUGACGACGACGAUACGCGCGUGCUCGUCAUACCGCGGACGUCAGCGCACGUGGACGACGGGUUCCAGUUUGUUCGGCUGGAGGAGGUCAUUGCUCGCGAUGUUGCCGCCAUCAUCGCCGCACGCCAGCGCAUGCUCUCGUUCCUCGCGGGGCUGUACGCCCGCCCGCAGGUUGGCGCGGCGUCGGCGUCGGUCGUGUUUGCGUUCCGGCAGCUCAUCAUCCAGCUCCGCUCCUUCCUGUCACACGGCAAAGCAGCGGUGCGGCGAAUGCGACAGGACUAUUUCCGCGUCGAAGGCCUCCUCGACCUCUCCAUGGAACUGCUGCGCUGUCCGCUCGAAGACCUCAACUUCUUCUCGCUGUCCGACCUCGCGCGCAAACCCGUGUUUCGGCCGUGGCGCAAGCUGUACCAGUCGUGCUGUGCACUCCUACGCACAGCUGUUGAAGGCAACCCCAACAACUGCAUCCCCUUCCUUUCCUCACACAGGCUCGACAAGUUAAUCUCGUGGAUGGGGCAUGCGCUUGGCGUGACGCGGCUUGUGUGCGCCGUGAUCCAGAACAACCCAAUCAUCCAAACAAAGCUCAGCACACUUCGCCUCAAGUCGUUUAUCGACAUUGUCAAGCAGUCGUCGUGCAACACCAAGGUGCUUGAGGUGCUAUCGACGGUGUGUCUGUUCGGCGACGUUGCUGUGCGCAAGAACCAGAAUUACAUAUGUGACGGUCUCGUCAGGGCUGCGCAGCACCACCUCGUACUACCAUCGCUUGUGCCCCGCGUGCGCUGCUUCCGCGCGUCCGCGUGUGUGAAGUGCAUCCCUCUUGACGACGACGCCGGCGGUGGAACAACCGGUUAUCCAAAAUGGUACUUUGAGGUUGAAGUUACCGGUGUGCACUCCUCACGCGCCGGCCUGCGGGUUGGAUGGGCAACCAACGACUAUCGUGACGAGUCAUCGGUUGGGGUUUUGCCUGGAGAUGACAUCUUCUCCUGGACAUUCAAUGGAACAAAUCUCCACCACGGCGGACGCACGUUCCGCUCAACACACACGCUCGCGGCUCUCAAGCCAGGGGAUGUGUUUGGGUGUCACGUGGACCUUGAGGAAGGACUGAUGCAUUUCACCAUCAAUGGCAGAGAGAUUGCCACGCACUUUUCAAACAUCAUGCUCAAAGAUGUGGGCUUGUUCCCAAUCGCUUGUGUGGACGAAGGGGUGUCGCUUGUCUUCCGUCUUGGAUCAGAUGCAAGCCCACUCAAGCACGCGCCGAAGGACGGAUACUCACCUGUCAGCGAGGCGGUGAUUGACGCAGCCGACCUUGCUGUUGGCCCCGUGACCGCGACUGCAACCAUUGCAAACCACAUUGGGCACAUCCACCUCGCCCAGCCAACAGCAACACACCUCCCACAGGCCACAACUGGGCGGUUUUUCCUGCAGAAGAAGAAGGCGCCCGAGUUUCGCCUGGAGAUUCUGCAAGGAUCAACCAUGAUUGCAUCCAUCCCCAUCAAGCGGGAGGAAGAUGUGCCCGCACACCGCCGGCGGCAGUGGGCGAAUGCCACGCGAACACAUCCACUUCGCAUCAUCCGUUGCCGCACCCUUGACACGAUUGGGUUUCAAGUGCGGGGUCCGGACAACGAGUUGCAGCAGAUUUACACGUCCGAAGAAGCGCUGUACACAUACACAUGCAGGGCGAGCGCGCUGCACAAUUCGCUGUCACUGCCGCUCUCCUCCGAUGGUAUGCGCAUGGCAACCGUGCCCAUCGCGUUUGUUGACGUCGACAACACCACCAACGGCAACACCAGCACCAGCACCAGCAGCGAGGGGGAUACACACGCACUUUCGCGUGCAGGGAACACAGACGCCGAUGUGGGUGCGAUGACAUCAGCAGCGACAACUGCAACGAACACAGCGACUGCCAGUGCGCCGUCUGUUGACGGUUUGAGCGCGGCGGAGAAGCGGAAUGACGAAAUCAACACCGGAAUUCUUCUCCUGCACGGGCCGUUCUGUGAAGGCGCCGCAGAGGUGUUUGUGCCACGCCCACUCGACACAAGCAGGGUGCAACUGCCCCGUGGACUGCUGGAUGAGGUUGGGGAGCAGCUGGCAGAGAACGUGCACGAGAUCUGGUCAAAGGGGAAGAUUGAGGACGGGUGGUCGUUUGCGGCCGUUCGUGACGACGGAGCGAAGAAGCACCCCAUGCUGAUUCCCUACGAUGAGCUCUCAGACUCGGAGAAGGCAUAUGAUCUUGACCUUGCUGUGGAGACUCUCAAAGUCCUUCAGACGGCUGCGUUGUUUUACUCUGGCCACGUGCCCCGCUAUCUUCCGCUGGACCCGCGGCUGUACAUUGUUGAGCACCAGCUCCACCCGCUCUCCUUCACCAUCAAGCAGACGGCACUUGCAGAGCAGUCAGCUGGCAUCCUGCCGCAGCCCUCGUUCCGGAGUUCGCUCGGUGUCCGGUUGAGCGGACUCUCGGGCCGGUUCGCCUUUGCCAUCACCUUCAGCGUGGAGGACGACUUGGUGACGAGCUGGUUUGGGCUCACCACCGCCAUCUUCAUGCCAGGCUUUGAAGAUGAGAGCAACGCGCGCGUGGUGGUGAAGCAUGUGCAGAACACGCAGCAACACCAGCCAAAGCAGCAACAACAACAGCAGCAGCAGCAGCAAAAACAGCGGUCGGCUGCGCGUUCUGAUCGCAGUCGCGGUCCCCUGACGCGCCUUCAACGCCGGCGCUUGUCGUCCUCUGUGGCCAGCUCCGCUUCCACGUCAGGCAACACUUCACCGCCAAUGGCUGAGGAAUCAUCAGCACCGUCAUCAUCAUUGUCUUCUUCGUCUCCACCCAACACGCGGACGGUGGAUGCACGCCAGGGGCUGUUGUUUGAAGGAGCGAGCGUGUUGCGUCAUGCAGCUGUUGUUGCAGCCGUGCGAGACCACCGCCCUCUGCGGUUCAUCAUCGAGCUCAACAUUGAUGCGCGCACGGCGACGCUGUCGCUGGAUGGGCGCACGGUUGCAACACGACACAUCAGCAACCGCGUGCAGGGUGCCCUGUACCCGUUCUGCUCGCUGGAUCCAAGCAGACACACUGCGCUUCGCAUCGACUUUGCGCCUGAGGGGCUUCUUGCCCCCGUUGGUCCGCUGUCACGGGCAAUGGUGGCCACUGCACUGGACAGCCCAACACCACACGCAUACACACGCACCACGUGCAGCACUGAUGUCCUGAACACUGGCAGUGGCCAUACUGCUCAAGCUGGUGCCGAUGGUGAUGGCGGUCGUGGUGGCGGUCGUGGCGAUGGUGACGGUGAUGAUGAUGAUGAUGAUGAAGGGGACAGUGGUUUGUUGCUCAUCAGCCAAACGCGGUCCAGCACGGCUGAGGAGAGCACAGGCGACACCAUGAACAGCGGCGCAGCUGACGAUGAAUAUGUGUUGCCGCGCAAUCUCACGCUGUUCCUGCUGCGCACAGACGCGUGGGAGCCCGUACACCCACAGCCUUCGCACUCGACAGCAAGAGCAACUGCCGCAGACGUCUUCACGACUGGGCAUCAAGCACGCAGCGGUGGCGAUGGCGAGAAUUCAGCGCACGGCGGUGGCGAUGACGCGGGUGUGUCCGGUGCAUGUAAGGUGGUGGACGCGUCGUUCCACUGCCGUGUCGGCAUGGCGGCCGCACGUGCGCUUGUGUUCUCAGUUCCCCUCAUGGGGCGGGUUGAUGCGCAGUCGCUGUUGGAGGAACCCCGCUUGGCAGAGUACGCGGCAGAGACCAUCAACCUCCUGGGAAAAGUGUGUGCACACGGUAACGAUACCGCCAUCCAGCUUGUCUCGCGCGUGUUCACGCCAGACAUCAUGCACGCAACGGUCAGCAGCCAGUACACCGACAGCCGUGUUCGCCUAGCGGCCUGGGACCUCCUCUUUGAAAUGCACGACUCACGCCGCCACGUCAAUAAAGGCGGCCCGUUCAUUGUUCCCUGGCAGGACGACGCAAGCAAACGUAGACGCAUGUCACUCCACUCUCUCAAGAAGUCACGACAGCUUGAGCAGUUGCGGGUUCAGCGCGACCAGCAAGAACAGCAGCCACUGCGCACAAGAAGAGGGGCAGCAGCGACAGCGCAGACCAGCCCACAGAUGGAAUCGUUCUCGUUUGGCAUGAUGAAACAGGCUGCACUGGAUGGACUGAAGCUUGAAUUGCUGCGAGCAACACAGGCAGGCGGCGUGUGCUUUUCGCUGCAGCAGACCAUCAUUGCACGCCUGCUGCUGGUUUGCAGCCGGUUCAUGCGCAUGAUGCUGUUCGAGGAGCGAGACAUGCUGUGCUUGCUCCGUCUGAUUGACGCAACCCGCUUUGCUGGCACCAACAACAGCACCGACAACGCCAACAAUGCAAGCUGCAACAACGCUGGCAACAACAGUGCAAGCAACAACAACGCCGGCAACAGCAGUAGCAGCAAUGUGUUGGUGUCAAGCCCUGACAUUGGGUUGAACCUCAUCGGCGUUGCACAGAUCAAGGGCCUGAGUGACGCGGUGAAGACGGCGAUGGUGGUGUUGUUCCACGACUUUUGCGACAUCUUCAUGGAGCGGUGGCUGCUUGAUCUCGUGUCAUGCGGUGUCACGUUCCUCUCAACGGCAGCGGACCUGCAGCAGCAGCGCGCACACAACAUGCACCUGCACGAAUCAAAGCUCGAUGUGGAGAUGCGCAAGCCCGUCGCACAACAGAUUGAAGGGUUUGUUGGCACAAGGGGUGCACCUGUGCGGAUGAGCGCUGAUGAUGGUGGAACAGAUGACACACGCGCGCAAAUCAACAGUCAGCGGCUUGUGCUGUGGAAGCAGCUGAAGUCAUUCUACUCCACGUGGAUCCACCAAAGAAGCGGGUGGCAGCGGUCGCUUGGCGAGCUCAUCACGGACAGCACAACAGCGUGGAUGCAGGAUCCGAGGUCGCACCAGCGCCUGGUGUAUCUGUGCUCGUGGCUCCUGUACCGACAGCAUAGCACCGUGCAGGAAGCCCUCGACAUUCUGCCCAACUUCUAUCUCCUCAGCACCGCGGCGGAGCCCGUGCGCGUGAUGGAGAUGGUGGAAGAGCUUCACCUUCGCCUCACAUGCCUGAUGACGGAGGAGGAAGAGGUCAGGGUCGUCUCGCUGCUGCGUGCACUCACGCGCUCUCCAAUCCGCGCCACGCACCCGGACAUUCUGCGAAGUCUCGACUGCCACACGCUUGCUGUGCGCGUCAUUCACUAUGCUGUUCGCCACGGUAGCGCCGCGCAGCGGUUUGAGCUGGUGCACGCUGCAUGUCGCUUUCUCGUGCGGUUCUGUCGCACCCACGCCAUGUCCGGUAGCAUGGGCAACCAGGCAGCCCUCUUCCCCCACUUUACAGGCCUCCUUGACCUCCUCCUCGCCAACCCAGACUACAUCUUUGACGAUGAGGCCUUUGCCGCUUUGGAGGAAAGUACGUCCGGCAGCGUGCCGUUUGUGGUCGACGUUCUCAUCGAGAUUGUCAGGGACAACGCGCACCUCUCGUCGCAGGUGCAGCUGGAAACAAUCGACCACAUCAUCGACCUGCUCGAAGCAAGCCUGUCCUCGGAGGUUGUAGAUGGCGAAAAGGUCACCGUCGUCACGUCGUUUGGCAGCAGCCGCCUGCUCUCGCUCCUGAAGCACAUUGUCAACGUGCAGGGCCAGCCACUCGAUAUCGGCGCAUCCAUGGUCCUGCGAUCACUCACGCGCAAGGUGCAAUGCCUUCAGCCGGCGUUUGCGGCCAACGCCACGUCUCGCCUCCUGUCAGAGAUGCGCGGACCAGAGACGAUUAUCACGCCAACCAUACGGUACCACGUGGACCUGGUGGAGCUGCUUGCAGCGUGUGCGGAGACGCCUCUGCAUGAAUUGAGCGCCAGCUCGUCAACAGCAGCCGUAUCUUCAGCAUCACGUCGCAGUGGUGUGUCAACGGCAGGUGCCCAGCCUUCGUUUACGACCCGCAAUGGUGAUGAGAGCAGCAAAACUGCCAUGCUUGCCAUGGAUGCUGACACUCAGCUUUCAGGCAUACCAGGCGUGGCGGGCAAAGCAAAGGCCCACCGCCCGCCGCUGCACUCGCUCUCGUGGCUGAGCAGCUCAGCACGAGCAACGCCAGUGCCAGGCAGCCAGCCCACAGCGGCAGCAAUGCCCACCAUCACAACAGCAGGGGCCCGCGGCACUGGGCUCGCCCUGCAGUCCAAGCUGAACAACCGGAGGGCGGUGGUCUCGUCUGCUGUUCGCUUCCCGCUCACCAAGGCACCAUCGCUUGCUGCACAUUCACUCAGUGGCGGCGAUGAUGACGACGACUCCCAUCAUCACCACCACCACCACCAACACGACGGCCCCGCGUCUGGUCAAGACGGCACGUCAGCGGGCUCGGGCAGUGGCAGUGGCGAGGACAGCGCACAGCAGCAGGGCCAGCAGCAUGAUGGCCGGGACAAGGGCGAGGCUUCCACGAUGAAGUCUGCUGUGCAUGCGGUGGCGGCAGCGGCACACGAGAGCACGCAGACGGUGCUGCGGACCCUUCUUCCGCAAUCUAGCCUUGAAGACAUUUUGCGCUCGCCGGUGACCCCGCAGGCCAUCAAGACGCCGUUUUUCAACUUCUUCCUGGCCGUGUUCAAGGUGGUGGACCAGGCACAGCUCUUUGACCUCGUGCGCCACGUCAUUCUGCCGGACAUUCACGCGGCAAUGAAGGAAAUCGAUCCCAACGAUGGUGACGAGGAGAAUGGCAGUGGUCGUGAUGGUGCUGACAACACCACCACUGCCACCGCCACUACCACCACCACCACCACAUCCGCAACGACAGCAGGAACAGCAGCAUCAGCAACAUCAGCACGCACCGCAGCGUCAUCGUCGGCAGCGGCACCAGCAGCAUCGAGCACUGCAACUGCACAAGGGGCAGCAACGGGCGAAGGCACAGUCAGCCCGCUGUCUCGCAGCUCCAGCGUGUGCAGCCUGUCAUUCUUGGCCAUUGCUGCGCAGUGCCCGAUCAAGCACAUGUUCAAGGUCACGCUGCCCUUCCUGUACCGCCACGGUGCCCUGUUUGCCAACAGCGAGGAGUAUGCCUCUCUGGUGGAGGACGUGAUUACAAACCUGGUCAAGUGCGCACCGCUCGUCGGCAAGAACCUCAAGCGCACGCGUGACCUGAACCUGUGCGUGUCCACGCUGCUUCGCUACUCCAACCCGCGCUCCCUCGUGCGGUUCCUCCGCUCUGCCGUGCGCUGCCUGCGCCACGACCUCUUCAGCCCCAUGUCACUGUGCCUGCUGCGCGUGCUGCGUGACUUUUACACCGCCCACGCAGACUACUACCGUGGUGCGUCGUCCUACACGCCCGUGUUCCGCAGACAGGCCGACACCGACGCGGCUGCACGUGACACAGGCAACUUCCCCUUUGCAGCAGCGGCGCGCGCUUCCUCCUCGUCACCCGGCCCCAACACAUCCGGACAGCAGCAGCCGCUAUUGGCGUUUGACAUCAGCGGUGGCGGCGGUGACGGCAGCGGCAGGAGCACGCCGCUGCCCGGACCAGAGGUGUAUGGCGUUGCUGGCGAUGACUGCAUUGAGGUGAGCAUGGCUGCGUUUGUGGAGGUGUGGCAAGCAGCGCUGCACACACAUCGCAACCUGGACAAGGCGCCCGCCAACUACACGGAUCCGCUGCGCACGCUGGUGCUCGAAUGCCUGUCAUCCGUGGCGGCUGCUGUUGGCCCGGCCAUGCACACGCAGAUGGUGGCUGGCGAGAAGCGGUGGCUGCAGCGCGAUCCCCGCGGCCCGUACCGCCCCGCACCGGUUGACACGUCGCACAUCACCCUGACGGAGGACCUGGAGGCGCUUGUGGACGCUUUUGCCAAGCGCUCGCACGAGCUGUGGGCGCUGGCGAAGAUUCGCCAGGGGUGGGCCUAUGGUCCACAGCGCGACGACAGUCGGAAGAAACAUCCGCUGCUUCGCCCAUACGAGGAGCUGGCGGAAGAGGAUAAGGCAUACAACCGCGAGACGAGCCGGGAACAGGUGAAGGUGAUUAUGGCCCUUGGCUGGACCAUCAAGAAAGCAGACAGCUUCACGCUUCAGCGGCAGCGCGCGGCACGGCUGGCCGCCACGCCAUCGGAGCAAGAGCGCUCUCGCCAGCACCAGGGCGGCGGGAAUGGUGGUGACAACGACGAUGAUGACGACUCUGCUGGUGAAGAGCAGACGAGUGGCACUGCCGGUGCAGCAAGCAACGCACCUUUAGCGUCUGGCACGACGACGGCGAGCGCCACCCCAACCACGCUCUCUCGCAGUGGGAGUGGCGGCCGUGGGCUGACGGGCCCUCUGUCUCGCUCCGCAUCCGCUCGCAUCAGCAGGCACCUGGAGGAUGACGAUGAUGAUGACGACGAUGACGAUGCCGACGAAGAUGGCAAUCACGGUGGCGGAAGCGGCUCGGCCCAUGGUCCUGGUGGUGGCCGGGAUGCAACGCGGUCCAUUGCAUCAUCCGCGCCAACCACGUCAUCGCCGUCACCAGCACCGGCCCUGCCGCCCUCGCAGUCGUGGCGGCCACAGCCCGUGAACCUCUCUGGCAUCCGGCUGAGCGAGGAUGUGCUUGCAGUGCGAGAGCAGCUCGCAGAGAACUCGCACGACGUGUGGGCGGUCAAGAAAUUGCAGCAGCUGCGCAGUACGGGGCAGCGCCACCCCGACCUCAUGCCAUACGAUCAGCUCACCGACGAGCAGAAGGCGUACGAUCGUGACUCCAGUGCAGAGACGCUUCGAUACCUCAUUGCCAGCGGAUAUGAGCUCACGCGCCGCACGAAGACGACGCGCAAGGGCGUGCGCUUUGCGCUCAUGCUGCUUCGGCUGGUUGCUGCCGUGGUGGUUGGCGCUGAUGUGAGCGCAGAGCAGGCAGCGGCCGACGGGUUUUCCUGGCCCUCGCGCGUGCGUGUGCAUGACGACAACGACGAGACGUGGCCGCAGGCAGUUGUGGAUGAGCUCACGUGCACGAGCCACGCACCGCGGCGCACGCCAACACCCCCCUCUUCCACGGGUGGCGGUGGCGAUGAGGAGGAGGAAGAAGGGUCUCGCUCCCUCCCUCGCAUCCGCCCCCAGCGCCGGCGGUCACGGCAGCAGGGUGUAGCGCACGAAGCACGCGCGAAAGGCACGACAGGUACACAGGGCAAUGCGGUGGUGGAUUGGCAGCGGCGCAGCAAGCAGUUGCGGUGGUUUGUGCUGCCACUGCUGCAGCGUGUGCUGGAGUGCUUCCGCGAACACCUACUGCCAGCGACACGCUACACGCAUGGCGGCGUCCCCGAGCCAGAGCACCGCAUGCUGGCCCUGCUCGUGCAGGAGCUGUUGCGCAGCACGGCGCACAUUGACGACGUGAACAUGGUGCGCGGGUCGCUGGUGGCCAUCGUUCGCAGCUUCUACCUCUCUGCGGCGCCCUCUGACGAUGCUGAGAAUGACGAAGACACGCCUGAAGCACCAGCACCAGCAGCAUCGAAGCUCUCGCUCUCAACAACAGCACCAGCAACGGGAUCAGCAACACCAACAGGCGCAGCAGGAACAGCAGCAGCAGGAACAACGACUGGUUCGUCGUCAAGUCUUAUGAAGAGCGCCUCGACGGGCGGGACAACACGGAGACGAAAGCGCCCAUCCUUCGCAUCUGCCAUGAAUGCGCUCCGUCUCGUGCGCUCACGGACAUCACCGCGGUCCCGUCGCCGCCGCUUUGGAAGCGGCAUGCAGCCGGCGGAGGGUGCUGGUGUUGCCUCGCAGUUUCACGCGCAGCUGGCAGCGUCGCCCACGGCGCAGGGCCAUCCACCGGUUGUGAACCAGCUGCUUAAGGCAUGCGCUGAGCUGUUCUCGCAGUUCCUGCACCGAUGCGGUGACGUGCAUGUGCCAUCGCAGCGACACGCCACACGGUCCCCGCCUGCAACAAACGAGCACUCUGCGUCAGCACAAAGCACAAACACUGGCGACACAGCAGGAGCAACAGCAGCACGCGGCGGCAAUGAAGGCGACGAUGAUCACGAAGCCGUGCGCCAGCGCCUUGCACGCGUGUGUGCAUCGGUGGUACUGCCCAUGCUGCGGGCGUUCUUUGAAACCCACGGGGGCGCCACGUGUCUGCUGUGUGACGUUGCAGACUCGCACAUGCGUACGGUGCUUCAUGCAUGCAGCAACCCGGUGUUGCUGACAAAGCUGUCUGCCCUGGAUACCUCUGUGCACUCCUCUGCUCGCUCAUGUCUCUUUCACGUGUCGCGCUGCAUCCCUACACCGUUCACGCCAGACCUCAACACGAACCACGCUCGCCAUGGCGAUGGCAGUGAUGUCGAUGAUGCCGAUGAUGAUGAUGAUCGUGGUGAUGGUGUUGAUGAUGAAGAGGACGCUUUGCCGACCACGGUGGAUGGUGCUGUUGCGAUGCUGGAAAGUGUUGCAGACUCGCGCCACCUGGAAAGUUCACAGGCAGGGCGGCUGCUGCGCCUUGUGCCCAUGCUGUGCGGGCAUUUGACGCGGUUCACAUCGAGUUCUGGUGACUCUGCUCCCGUGCACACGCUGGAGACAACGGCCACGCUGCUCACGCGCAUGCACAUGCGGCUGUCGGGCAACAGCGACACGCGCCACCUUGCACGGCAGCUCACGCCGUUUGUUCAGGCGGUGCUGCGUAUGCCCAGCUUCAACUUGGACCUGUACCUGUUCUCUGCUGUGACCACCGCGGCACUAUCUGUAAUUGACCGCGCCCCGGAGUACGAAGGCCUUCCCCACGCCACAUCCGAUGAGCAGCUCAAAGAAAGCACGGCACACCUCAUGACCGCACUGCCGCUCAUGGCAUCCUACCUGCAGGCGCGUGUUGAGCGUUACAGCCUGCUGAUGCAAAACCAUCCAACCAUGCUGAAGCCAACAGCACAGGAUUUGGUACGCUUCCCCGUUGCCGCGCGCUUGAGUCAGGCGUGCGUCAGCAUCCUCAAUGUGUACACUCUCAAGCAAGACGUGAGCGGCAUCGGGCAUGCCUUCCGCUCAACGUGCAGCGCUGCGGAAGUGGACGCGAACACCACGGUGUUUGUGCAAUUGUGCCGGGAGAAGCUAUCCCCUGAGGAGCUGCUUGCUCUCCGUCGAACAUCGCAGCGCUUCAAGGACGCAAAGGCGGAUCCAGCGCAGGUUCGCGCGUGCAUUUCACGCAUGCUGGAGAGCACGAAGCAAUCGACAUCAUCGUCAGCAUCAUCGUCUUCAACGUCGUCGUCAGCGGCCAGUACCACAGCACGCCAGUCGCGCUUCUCGGCCUCCAUCACACUGCGGAACACAGAGCCGGCGGCGCCGCAAGCCGCCCGCGUGCUGUUCCUGUGGCAGCUGAUGCGCGCGUACCGUGUGCUGAAGCGACGCCAAGAGCAGCGCGCAAGCAGGGGCGGGGCACCACGCACUGCGGGCAUGUGGCGACGCGCUCUUGUGAUGCAGCAGAAGAAGCACAUUCUCGACUGCUUACGCAUGGUGCCGUUCUACCGCAGCUUUGAGCGCUCCCAGACAGACAGCAUCAGGCACUUUAUCAGGGCGUUCCAUGACGCGUGGCUGGGAACGGAGGAGACAAUUCGCGUGAAUGCAAUGAACCAGCAGCUGGAAAGCGCGUCAAACAUGUCUCGCCCUCUUCCUCUCACUGAAGGCGAUCGCGGUGACGCCCUGUUGCGGCUCAUCAACAUGCUCACCGCUCUCGUCACAGAAGAAGAAAACUUUGGCGUGCCCGCGGCCGACAAGCACCGUGUGUUUGUCAACUUAUUGCAGGCGCUCAGCAAGCGCUGUGACUGGCGCGAUGAGUACAGCAUGGACCUGGUCGAAGGCGACGAUGACCUUGACGACUACGGAGACGGCGCCAGCACGGAAUCAGCGCUUGUUGAGCAGCGCCGGGAGACGAGGGAGAGGAGACAGAAUCAGCUCGCAGAGAGGGGCGCGUGCCGUCUCGUCGCUCGCGGCAUUGCGGCGUUUGCCCAGUCAAAGUCGAGACACCGGCAUGAGUUCCGGGCCAACACGCUGCAGCCUGCGAUGGACUGCGCCCUGAAGCUGGUGAUUGUGUUCACGCAACUGCGGCAGCUUGGCGAUGCCGCUGUCAACACCGAGCUCGCAACCUUCCUCCAGCCAGGAUCAGCAGGCAAGCUGCUGAUGCGGCACUUUGAGAAGGAGCUUGCGGUGGUUGAGAUUGUGGGCAAGAGCGGGCGCGUUGAACGUGUGUUCUUCCCCGUCGAUCCAUCGCAGCUUGCACUGUACUUUGCGCCGGAGGUACAAGAGACAAAGGCGGCGUUUUUGCGCACUGUCGAGAGGGAGAACACGAAGCUCAAGCACAUUCAGUUUGUUGAUUUCUGCGAAGACACCAUCUUCGCCAUGAAGCAGACGACGCAACUUCUUGGUGCACCAGGCGACAACACCGGCGCUUCUGCGCUGGGCGACUUGGCCCAUGAACGAAGGCAUUCCUUUUGGCGGUUCGAGAAGACAGCGACGGCAUGGUUACGCGUGUCCUCGUUCCUUGCCAACUACCACAGCGUGUUCCGCACCGCGGCCUUUGCCAUCGUGCUUGCCAUCAACAUCAGCCUUUUGUACUACGAGGGCCGACCGACGAAGCAGGCGUCAUCAACAGCACAGCGGUUCCUGCAGUGGUGUUUGCCCACCAUGACGUCUGCCCAUGUCCUCCUCUCCUUCCUCCUCCUCAUCGCCUUCAUCAUGCUCAGGGUGCCGAUGAUUCUGUUCAAGCACGAGAAGCAGAUUGUCCGCCACUUGCGGGAGGUUGACGUCGAGUGGAUGUCGGACAGGCCGACGCUGAGAGGCAUGUUUGAUGUGGACGCGCUGUCCCGUGUGUGGCACAACCUGGCGCUGACGUCACGGAGUUUCCCGAUGAUUUAUCACGAUCCAGACGCACGCGAAUACGCGCUGGAGCAAGCGCACAACGAAGGCGUGGACGUUGACGGGCUGAUUCCGCCACUGCGCGACGGCGAUGGCAAACACGUCUACUACAUGUGGGCACUGGGCCUCGUGCUGACCAACUCUGCGUUCAUGUACCGCGUGUUCUAUCUCCUGUUCAGCGUGAUUGGCGCGGCGUCCACGCCGUUCCUGUUCGCUGUCCAUCUUCUGGACAUUGCGCUGCAGAACCAGGUGCUGUUCAACGUGCUGCAGUCUGUCGUGCACAACGGGCGGCAGCUGCUUAUCACCAUCGCCUUCACCGUCUGUGUCAUCUACAUCUACACCGUGAUCGCCUUCAACUUCUUCCGCGUGUUCUUUGAGAAGGAUGACAAGAACAUGUGUGCGUCCAUGCUCGAGUGCUUCGUCUUCAUGAUCAACGCGGGUCUGCGCUCUGGUGGUGGCAUUGGCGACGAACUCGAGCCUGCGACGGGACACGAGCUUGAGUCAUACCGCAUCAUGUUCGACAUCACGUUCUUCUUUGUCGUCAUCAUCAUUCUCCUGGCCAUCGUGCAGGGUCUGAUCAUUGACGCAUUUGGUGAACUGCGUGAUCGCAUGGAAGCCGUCAAGCAAGCAAACGACAACCAGUGCUUCAUCUGCGGUUUGACGCGACAGGACCUUGACAAGACACCGCAUGGGUUCAAGAUGCACGUGGAGGAGGAGCACAACUUGGACUACUACCUCUUCUUCUUCAUGCACCUGCUGCACAAGCCCGUAACAGAGCACACGGGCCAGGAGAGCUUUGUGUACGACCUUUACCGCAAGCGCGACUUCAAGUUCUUUCCUGUCGGCGAAUGUUUCCGGGACGCCGCUGCGUCGCAGGAGCAGGAGCAGACAGAGGCCUGACCGCUCGAGGGAUUGGGGAUUGGAGAAGAUAGCAGUGCGGAGGGAUUAGACGGCAAGCGAGAAUAGAUGAAAACACGGAAGGGUCUGUGUGUUUGUGUGUCUGUCUGUCUGUCUGUGUGUGUGUGUCUGUCUGUCUGUCUGUGUGUGUGU
This is a messenger RNA of Salpingoeca rosetta, 16238 nucleotides long. RefSeq names its product ryanodine receptor type 1. The transcript is spliced from 62 exons. Gene Ontology annotation, molecular function: protein binding; ryanodine-sensitive calcium-release channel activity. Lineage: Eukaryota; Choanoflagellata; Craspedida; Salpingoecidae. Gene Ontology annotation, biological process: calcium ion transmembrane transport. Gene Ontology annotation, cellular component: sarcolemma; sarcoplasmic reticulum membrane; Z disc. The record is from RefSeq and is a predicted model, not a curated record. Bases 66 to 16088 code for a protein of 5340 amino acids.